Ostreobium quekettii is the source of this 858-nucleotide messenger RNA. The record is from the annotation of a GenBank genome assembly. NCBI's taxonomy places the organism in Eukaryota, Viridiplantae, Chlorophyta, Ulvophyceae, Bryopsidales, Ostreobiaceae.
AUGCACGCCCUCGCGGGCGCGCUGCGCAGGGGCGGCAGCCUGCGGGGUGCUCUGCUCGCCGGGCUGGGCAAUGGCGCAUCGCUGCGGAUCAGCAGCAGCGCGGCGGCCCAGGCGGCGCCGGCGUCGUCGAGCGGGAAGCCGGUGCUGAUGAAGGAGUUUCUGGUGUACCGCUGGGACCCGGAAACGCCGGAGAAGCCGGCGUAUAAAUCGUACAAGGUGGACGUGAACAGCUGCGGGCCGAUGAUGCUGGACGUGCUGUUCAAGAUCAAGGACGAGCAGGACCAGAGCCUGGUGUUCCGGCGAUCCUGCAGGGAGGGCAUCUGCGGCUCUUGCGCGAUGAACAUCGAUGGCACCAAUGCCUUGGCGUGCUUGUCCAAAGUAGACAAGAGUGCAAGCCAAGCAACUAAGGUUGCACCGCUGCCUCACAUGUAUGUUGUGAAAGACUUGGUGGUCGACAUGAGCAACUUCUAUGCUCAGUACAAGGCGAUCAAGCCAUUCCUCCAGAAGAAGAGCAUGGACAGCGGGGGGCAGGAGUGGUUCCAGUCGAGGGAGGACAGGGUGAAGCUGGAUGGGCUUUAUGAGUGCAUCCUGUGCGCCUGUUGCAGCACAAGUUGUCCAAGCUACUGGUGGAACCAGGACAAAUACCUGGGACCUGCAGUCCUCCUGCAGGCAUACAGAUGGGUUGUGGACAGCCGCGAUGAUGCCACACAGGAGCGCUUGAAGUAUCUGGAUGAUGCCUACCGCGUGUACAGGUGCAAAACCAUCAUGAACUGUGCGACAGUGUGCCCUAAGGGACUCAAUCCCGGAAAGGCCAUUGCCAAGCUCAAGCAGAGCAUCCACGCCGAGAAGGCCAUAUGA